GGUGGGAACGAGAUUCGCCAUCGUUGCGUUGUGCGAAAGCAGUCCGUCGUGCGAUGUUGAUAAAGGUGAAAUUAAAUGGCGCGAAAAAACUGUUCGUCAAUGACACCAGUCUGCUAGCGGGAAUCGCCAUUGUCCUGCUGUUGUUGGUCGGUUAUGCUCCCUCGAGGUCGCGGGGAGCUCCGACCUGGGACCGAGUGGAAAUUGUUACGUCCAGCCAGGUUCCCACGAAAUACAUGUUUGAUUUCAUGCGUCGAUACGGUUACCUGGAGAAAGGCCCCAACCAGGCGGAAGCGUUGUACAGCGAGGAGGCUGUAGUAGAGGCAAUCAAGAACAUCCAGCGUUACGGGGCGCUACCGGAAACGGGACAACUGGAUCAUGACACGAUUAAGCUGAUGAGUUCCCCCCGUUGUGGAGUCAAGGAUUUUACCGAAAACCACGAUCACUCGGCGCGACAACGGCGCUUUGUAAUUGGCUCAGAGAGUUGGCGUAAGAGGAAAAUUACUUACUUCAUUGCCAACUGGAGUAGCAAAGUAGGCGAGGACUCGGUUGCCAAGUUCAUGCAGAAAGCCUUCGACGAGUGGGCCAAAUACAGCAACCUGCGAUUCGUUCGGGUGUAUGAUCCUUCCGCAGAUAUCAUAGUAGGCUUUGGCAGUGGGCACCACGGAGACAACUACCCGUUCGAUGGUCCAGGUAACAUCUUAGCCCACGCUUUCUACCCGUACGAAAUGAACGCCUAUGGCGGGGACAUCCACUUCGACGAAGACGAAAACUGGAAAGAAAAUUCAUCCCAGCUGGCUGAAGGUGUUGAUUUCUACUCGGUUGCGAUUCACGAACUUGGUCACUCGCUAGGGUUAGCCCAUUCCCCUGUGUAUUCGUCACUGAUGUUUCCGUACUACAAAGGAAUCACCCAGGGGACACUGGACUACGAUGAUAUUCUAGCAGUGUACAAACUGUACAUUCAAAACCCCUACAUCACUGAUGAACCCUUCUAUCCGAUAAACACGACCAACUCAGUGGAAGAAGAUAGUGAGGAAUACGAAGAACGCACAGAACAAGUACCAGGAGAACCUGCGUCGAAGCUGCCGGACUUCGUCACCGAUUCUGUUUCUAGCGACGUUGAACCGACGACUAAACUGUAUGAUCUACCGAUAACGUACGUUGGAGAUUACACUACCGUGGAUGAUCACAUAACCAGGUAUUACGGUAGUGACCACACCACAAACGUAGUUACGCAACCUGAGCCGCAGUACACAGAAAUACCGGACGUGUGUGUCGGUAGUUUUGAUGCGGUUGGCGUCCUGCGAGGGGAAGUGUUCAUCUUCAAGGGGGCCUACUUGUGGCGCCUGACGGAGAAGUACCGGAUUAAGGAAGGCUACCCGGUUAAAAUUUGGCAAGUGUUCAAACACUUCCCAACAUAUAUCACCAGAAUUGAUGCAGUGUACGAGCGGGAGUUUGACAACAGUAUUGUUCUGUUUUCGGGAAAUAGGUAUUGGAUUUUCGAUGGGCAAAACUUCCUUCAUCCUGAUGCUCGUUCAAUCACCGAUUUUGGGUUACCGAGUAGCUUGGAAAAGAUAGACGCAGCGAUGGUUUGGGCGAAAAAUCAAAAAACCUACUAUUUUGCGGGCGACCAAUUCUGGCGGUACAAUGACACGGCGCAGAGAAUGGACGAAGGUUACCCGAUGUCGAUUGAUCGAUGGUUUGGAAUUCCAUCGAAUCUGGAUGCAGCCACAUCCGGCGCCAACGGGAAAACCUACUUCUUCAAAGGAAACUACUAUUGGCUCUACAACAACGAACGGGUCCGGCCGGAACGGGGCUACCCUCGGAAAGCUAGCAAUAUAUGGCUCGGUUGCCGGUAAAAAAUAAAACAUUAAACUUAUCCUCACUGCCAGAAUCAAAGAAAAUAAAU
This is a messenger RNA of Wyeomyia smithii (pitcher-plant mosquito), 1906 nucleotides long. RefSeq names its product matrix metalloproteinase-2-like. Lineage: Eukaryota; Metazoa; Arthropoda; Insecta; Diptera; Culicidae. The record is from RefSeq and is a predicted model, not a curated record. Gene Ontology annotation, biological process: proteolysis; extracellular matrix organization; collagen catabolic process. Gene Ontology annotation, molecular function: zinc ion binding; metalloendopeptidase activity. The transcript is spliced from 9 exons. Bases 54 to 1856 code for a protein of 600 amino acids. Gene Ontology annotation, cellular component: extracellular matrix.